This is a messenger RNA of Coniosporium apollinis CBS 100218, 1032 nucleotides long. RefSeq lists its product as uncharacterized. The record is from RefSeq and is a predicted model, not a curated record. Bases 1 to 1032 code for a protein of 343 amino acids. The transcript is spliced from 2 exons. Gene Ontology annotation, cellular component: Dsc E3 ubiquitin ligase complex. Lineage: Eukaryota; Fungi; Ascomycota; Dothideomycetes. Gene Ontology annotation, biological process: SREBP signaling pathway; protein processing.
AUGAACGAUGGGGCCUCAUCAUCUGCAGCGAUCGGAUCGCCAACCAGCGCCUAUGCCUCACCCACGAGCCGUACGAUAGGAGUAGCGAGGGGAGAGGGUGAGGAUGAAGGUGCUGCGGAGCUCAGAAGGACGAUGAAGGAGCGCGAGAGGAGGGCAAAGAACAAACGUGUAGAUUUCCUCGACGACCUCCUCCGCACGCUGGACAUCCUAGCCUAUGCUGAGCUCUCGGCCGCCUACUACAUGGACUGCUCCUUCCUCCGCUUCGCACUGCGCGCCUCGACCCAGUUCUUCUACCUCACCCCCAAACCACCGCUUUUCCCCGAAGCCCCAAAGCACCGCCCGUACAUCGGCGCCAUUGUCGGCAGCAACGUGCUGUGCCUGCUGCUGCACCUCUUCCUCGCUGCUCCCGCGGCCGGCGAGGCGACACGAGGAUACCUACAUGGAGGGCUAAUGAUCGACUUCAUUGGGCAAGAAGGCCCAACAUCGAAGCUCCACCUCGCCGUAUUAGACGUUAUGAUCUUGUUGCUGCAGCUCAUAGCACUGGCGACACACCUCAAGCGACAGGAUCUGAAACGCACCCUCCCCACGCCCUCGCCAACGGCUCCGCAAGACCCCCACACAGCCGAACCGUUGCCGCAACCUCCCACAGACAGCCAGGCCACCGGCCCGUCACCCCCCGCAGUGGCGCAAGACCACGACGCCGAGGAGCAGGGGAUUUUGCGACGCUCGUCAACGGCAUCAAGCAUGCAGGACCAGCCCAACGAGACGGACGACUUGCUCGCGGAGUCACCGCACGACGGGCCUGCGGCCUCACCAGUCCGAAACACCAAUCUCCUGGACGCAUAUGCGGCUGGCCAGGCGAGCAUCGCAAACCUGUACGUCUGGGACACAGUGCGGGAUCAGUUUCGCGCGUGGCAGGGGCGCCCGGCUACGGCGCCUGCGACGGGCACGGUGGCGAGCGCGACGGGGUUCGCGGCGCAGCUUGCGGGGAGGAGGUUUGGGAUUCGGAUUCCGCUGGGUGGGGGGAGGUGA